This is a messenger RNA of Penicillium angulare, 1143 nucleotides long. RefSeq lists its product as uncharacterized. The transcript has 2 exons. Bases 1 to 1143 code for a protein of 380 amino acids. The record is from RefSeq and is a predicted model, not a curated record. Gene Ontology annotation, molecular function: N,N-dimethylaniline monooxygenase activity; NADP binding; flavin adenine dinucleotide binding. NCBI's taxonomy places the organism in Eukaryota, Fungi, Ascomycota, Eurotiomycetes, Eurotiales, Aspergillaceae.
AUGUCUUAUUCUGAUCUUCCGUUUGCGUACGGGCCUUUCGUUCCCCACUGGGUCCCAAAGCAGUAUAUUGAGAAUUAUUUUUCUGCUCAUCACACUGAUCAAUAUCUUGUCACAAAUACCACAGUGGAAGAUGUCUCCAAGGUGGAGGGGAAAAACCCACAUGAUGCGCCGCGGUGGUCGUUGACCCUGAGACGGUUCAACGCCGUCAAAAAACAGGAUGAAUGGUGGAGAGAGAAUUUCGACGCGGUAAUAAUCGCAAAUGGCCAUUAUUCUGUACCUUAUAUCCCAAAAGUUGAUGGACUCGAACAAUAUAUCGCUAAAUACCCAGGGCGCGUAAUGCACUCCAAGCAAUUCCGAUCGGCGACGGAUUUUGCUCAGCAGAAAGUGCUUAUCAUUGGAAACUCUUCAUCUGGACAAGAUUUGAUUACAGCGAUUCCCGAAGAAGCUGCUCAUCCUGUUUAUCAGUCGCGUCGAUCACCCGGUCGAUGGGACGGUGACACGCCGCCUUCAGGCGUGGAAUGGAAGCCUGUCAUCUCAAAAUAUGAUUCGUCGGGGACAAUACUUUUCUCAGAUGGGUCGACUUUGUCCGAAGAUGAAGUGGACAAAGUCAUAUAUUGCACUGGGUAUAAGCCAUCGUUCCCAUUCUGGAAUGUGCAGCAGAAUGGGCGACAGAUCUACGAUUACCGCCAAGACCGUCUUAUUGGCAGUUAUCUGCAUACUUUCUUCGAAGAAAUACCCAAUGUUGCAGUCAUUGGACUCCCAAGAGUGUUGACUUUUCGAUCGAUGGAGUACCAAGCGAUCGCGGUUGCGCGAGUCUGGUCUGGUCGCAGAUCAUUACCUUCUUCGGAUAAACAAAAACAAUGGGAAGCAAAUCGCGCUGAAUUCACGAAGCAACAAAGACGCAAGUUUCAUGAUAUUCCUUGGGAUAAUGGGGAAACUUAUGAGUACCUUCAGGGUUUGUUUGAUAUUGCUGGGCUUCCUGAGUUAGAUGGUGAUGGGAGAUAUCCGCCUGUUCUUGAUGCUAGAACACGAUGGGCUAUUCAAAAUCUCAAAAAAUAUCCGGAGCCGAAGCAGGACGAGGAAAAAGAUGGAUUUGUGGUUGUGCGUUCUCUAGAAACUAAGGAUAGUCUUCACUUUAUCUAA